AGGAGCAGUAAGUAGUAGUGAGAGAGGCUGCUGUAGUUUAAAUUAAUGUCAACCUGCCUCUCCACCGGGAGAACAAACCCAGCGCACAUAGCGAAAGUACGAGACCAGCUCAGCGCAACCUGCGAGCCGCUUCUACACACAUACUAACAUGGCUCGGCGGCCGAGAAACAGUGUUUACAGUAGUGAGGAGGAUGAGGAGGAGACCGAGAUGUACGAACACGAUUAUGACGGAUCGCUGAUCAAGGCGGGGAAACGCCACCUUGGCAAAACACGCUGGACACGAGAAGAGGAUGAGAAGUUGAAGAAACUUGUUGAGCUUCACGGAUCAGAAGACUGGAAAGUCAUUGCGAGCUUACUAACUAACCGUACAGAUGUGCAGUGUCAGCACAGGUGGCAGAAAGUUCUCAACCCAGAGCUCAUCAAAGGGCCGUGGACCAAAGAGGAGGACCAGAGGGUGAUCGAGCUAGUCCAGAAGUACGGAGCCAAGCGCUGGUCGGUGAUCGCCAAGCACCUGAAGGGGCGCAUCGGCAAGCAGUGCCGCGAGCGCUGGCACAACCACCUGAACCCAGAGGUGAAGAAGACAUCGUGGACCGAGGAGGAGGACCGGAUCAUCUACCAGGCGCACGAGAAGCUCGGCAACCGCUGGGCCGAAAUCGCCAAGCUGCUCCCUGGCAGGACUGACAACGCUAUAAAGAACCACUGGAACUCCACCAUGAGGCGAAAGGUGGAACAGGAGGGUUAUCUGCAGAUCGCGGCGAAGAACGGCAACUCCUCGCUCUCCAUGAGCCACAGCUACGUCAAGACCAACAAUCACAUCUUGGGCUUCUCGCACCACUCGCACCACUCGCCCAGUCACGCGCAGCUUCCUCCCCUGUCGCCGCACAACUACACCUACAUCUCCGACACACACAGGGUACUAUAUCCCAUGGCCUUGAACAUCCUGAACAUUCCCCAGCAUGGAACCGCUGCUAUACAGAGACACUAUAGUGAGGAAGACCCCGAGAAGGAGCAGAGGGUGAAAGAGAUCGAACGGCUGCUCAUGUCAACAGAAGAUGAGCUGAGAGGCCGGCCGUCACUACCAAUGAACUUGCCCUAUCCGAUCUGGGCCGGCCAGAGCUCCAACAGCUCAGAGGGUGUAAUGUUAUUAUCUCAUCACCAUGCCCCGGCGCUGCCUCUGGACCAGAGCUGCCUACCUGAGGAGAGCGCCUCUGCAACACGCGCCCACAGCAACAACAACAACAACAACAACAACAAUAACAACAACAACAACAGCAGCCGCCAUCAUCACAGCAGUCCAGCGUUCUCAAAUACUAUGCCAGAGUUCAUGGAAUGCGUCAUUGAUUCAAGCCUCUCCUCAGGGGAUGAGGCCACUACUGUUCUCAGAAAAGACAGGGUCUCGCCCAAUCAGGGCUCAAGAACCAAUCACGGAGCGUGGGUUGGUUUCAUCUGCUCAACUCCCAAGCCUCCACCAGUCAGAAACGUCCCCUUUUCACCCUCACAGUUUCUCAACCAGUCAAUGAGCCCAGAACACUCCGACAACGACAGCUUGCGAAUGAGCUCGCCUGUGGACUCCAAGCCUCUUAUCCACCACACUAUCAGGCACCAGAAAGAGAAUGAAAUGUUCAGAACUCCAAACAUCCGUCGUUCAAUAAUGGAGUCAUCUCCUUGCACGCCCACGCCGUUCAGGUCAGCCCUGGCCAUGCAGGAGGCCAAGUAUGGACCCGUCAAACUACUGAACUCCCCUAUGGAGCAGCAGAUGGUAGAUUCCAUCAAGCAGGAGCCGAUGGAGUGUCCCAUCGAGCAGCCUCCUCUGAAGAAGAUAAAACAAGAGGUUGAGUCCCCGUGUGAGAGGAGUCCGUGUAUGCAGUGGGAAGGACAAGACCUUCACACGCAGCUCUUCUCUCCGAACGGCCCCGCACAGGAAGUACCUGAUCUGCUCACUAGCUCAUUACUGAGUGAAGAUGGACACAGAAUCUACCACCUCCCUCACAGAGGCAUGGGCAGCCCGCUACAGCAGCUCAGCUCCUGGGAACAGGUGACCUGUGGGAAAACAGGGGAGCACGUUUUGGCCUCCGAGCAGAACCACAAGUACAUCAACACUUACCCCACGAGGACGCUGGUCAUGUAGACAGAGAGACACAUGUUGAACUGGAAAAGAUCAGCAAUCCCUGCGCUGGACGCAGCGCCGCGGAUUACAUAUUUGUUGUGGUACAACAGUUGGGAGAGGCUUCUAGGCCACUUGGUGUUUUUACACUCACACUUGUUGGAUUUCAACCAACCAAAGACUAAACAUUUUUUAAAAUCUUUUUGUACAGAAUUUGCUCUGGGUUCUAUUGUUCGUCCUUUUACCUUUUUGGUCUCAUCACUGUGUUAUUAUCGAUGUUGUAUUAUAAAUGGGAAAGGGUGGCUAUAUAAUUUGGGCUGUAUUAUUAAUUCCGAAUUUUGAUAUUAAUAUAAAGAACAAGUUGAUUAAUUUAUUUCUUUUGUUUUGAUAAUGUUGUUUUUUCAAUUGGCCAAUGGAGCAGUGUUGUAAGUUAAGUAUUUAAGCAUUGUUAGCAUUAUCAUAAAUCCAAAGGCAUAUUAAUGAAUUCAAAACUGACCUCUUUAUUUCAGUCAUGAAACUUUUCUGUUUCUUUUUCAUUUCUUUUCUUUUUUUUUUUACCCGCUUCAAUGUGUCUACUGUUUAUUUCAAGUGUUUGGUCUGUGCCACCUCAUGUAAACACUUAACUACUGAACAAGAACAGCGGUUCUUACGUUUAUUAUUCAACUAUGAGUGAUCAUGUUUUACACGACAGAAGGGGCCAGCCUUAUUAGUAUUACCUGACUACCACAUUGGCACCUUCAUUUCACGUAAAUUGAGUUUUCAUUUCAACUUCAUUUCUGGCCUUCGCAGUAUCCUGUAUGGGGGGAAACAGUCAAUGAACAAACAUAUGUGUUAAAAUUAUAUAUUUAUACAUUUUAAAAAUGAGCUUAUAUGUUUGAAACCAUGAGCUUCACCCAGUAAGAGUAAGACCAAGCUGCACUUGAAUCCUCUAUUCUCCAUAAAAAAGCGAGAGUAUACUAAACACUGAUGUUUUUAUAUUAUGCUACAAACAAAUCCCAAUGGAAUCUUUUGUAUGGUUUUUGUUAAACAUUUCUUUGAAUAGUUUUGUAUCAUUGUAUAAUGCUUAUUCAAUCAGCAUUUCGUUUUCUUACUAAGACUGCAUUAGCCCAUGUCAAACACUUAGCAGACAAUCUUUUUAUACGCCUUGUUUUUGUAGUAGCUUUUGAGCAAAUUUUAUAAACAUGCCAAGUUUUCAUGUUUUUAUACUUUUAUAUACUGCCUAGUAAAUAAAGUGUGUUGUUUUUAUUACA
This is a messenger RNA of Sebastes umbrosus (honeycomb rockfish), 3354 nucleotides long. RefSeq names its product v-myb avian myeloblastosis viral oncogene homolog (gene myb). Gene Ontology annotation, biological process: regulation of DNA-templated transcription. Gene Ontology annotation, cellular component: nucleus. The record is from RefSeq and is a predicted model, not a curated record. NCBI's taxonomy places the organism in Eukaryota, Metazoa, Chordata, Actinopteri, Perciformes, Sebastidae. The transcript is spliced from 16 exons. The coding region runs from base 149 to 2128 and encodes 659 amino acids. Gene Ontology annotation, molecular function: RNA polymerase II cis-regulatory region sequence-specific DNA binding; DNA-binding transcription factor activity, RNA polymerase II-specific.